Messenger RNA from Poeciliopsis prolifica (blackstripe livebearer), 2896 nucleotides. It is a transcript of the gene znf185, whose product is annotated as zinc finger protein 185 with LIM domain. Lineage: Eukaryota; Metazoa; Chordata; Actinopteri; Cyprinodontiformes; Poeciliidae. The transcript is spliced from 29 exons. Bases 210 to 2486 code for a protein of 758 amino acids. The record is from RefSeq and is a predicted model, not a curated record.
CCCCACAUCCACCUUCCUCGACUGGCUGGGCUUGUUAGAGCUCACGCCCGUACCUGUUUGCUAGUUUGCUGAGACACCUGUCAGGGACGAAAGAGUUUUCUUCUGCUCACUUUGGCCACAAUCAGCUGUGUGAAGAGUUGCCCUGUUGGAUAUUAGGGUGGAACAGGUCGCCUGUAGGGGAAAGCACAAGAGAUCCCACCAGAAGAAACAUGUCAAGCGAAGGAGACCGAGCAUCUGUGCUUCGCACCACCAAAGUACGAACAAAGCUGAGGGGAGACGGCAGCUGGCUGCAGCGCCGCGAUGAACCUCAGGCUGAAACUCAGGAGGAGGAAAAGCCAUGGUUGGCAGAAGUUAGAGCCAGGCGUUUGAACGGAACUCCCAUUGAAACAAGCCCAGUUUCCUCACCAGUAAACUCCACGCCGCCACCAGUAAAGUCUGACACUGAGAGUAAACCAGCAACACAAGGAUAUCUGAUCAGAGGUGUUUUUACUAAACUAGAAAAGCCUGUUUCAACUCCAUCAUAUAAUGGCACAAGCACACCAAAAACAUUCACUAAAAAGCCUUCAGAGACCUACAAGAGGAUAGCCCCUCACAUUGUGAGGAACACUUCAGAGAACGCCGAGGGCCAGCUCAGCUUCGAGGAGCAGGAGAGACGGACGGAGGCCGCCCUUCACGUUAUGAAGACAAAAGCAGUCCAAAAACGAUCCUAUGUUAUGUCUGCUGCUAAGCUAUAUGAGACUAAAGAUACACCACCUGACACUUCUGUGGCCACCAGCAGUCCUUCGUUUGUGGCUAGAAGGGUGGAGAUUUUCGAUGAUGCCGACAGCGCGGUGGAACCAUCCCCUGCUGUUCCUCCCACAUCUGCUGCCUCUGCUCCUGCACCCAAACCACAGACAGCCUCCAGUAUUGACACGAUUGCUGCCUUGUCCGACACCCUCAUUUCUUUGGACACAAACCCCAGCAAACCCCAGGACACAAAUACCAGCAGCACUGAGAACAACAAGCAAGAGCUGGCAGAGGAAGAAGGAGGCCCGGUGGACAGUCCCACCCCAGAGGACAGUGUUGAACAGGAGCCAGAUAAAGCGCCCAGAAACGGUGAACCAAUAACUGGCGAUCUCCUAGGUUUCAGUGAUGGUCCAGAAGAACCAGCAGAGCCUGUUCCAUCAAGCCCGGGACGCUGGAGUCAGGAUCUACUCACUGGACUUGGCGGCCUCAGCGUGCAGCAGCAGCAGGAAGAGAAGCAGACGGAUGAGACAGCCGUGGAAACACAAAGCUCGGAUGAUCCGUUUGAUCCAAAUCCGAUAGGGACUGCAUCCCAUAACAGCUCCCCUGACCUGCUUGAGCCCUCCGCUGAUGUUUCCAUCAACAGUUCAGCAAUAGCAGAGGAGACGAGGGAAUGUUCAAGUCCAGAGUCCAUACACGCAGAACCAUACUUUGAAUACUCAUGUCCCAACACAUUGGAACCGACCAAAAAACGAGUUUUCUAUGAAGAAAUCAUCGUGAAGACAAUUCCAUGCGAAAAGGAGCCUGAGAACAAUGCAGAGGAAGAGGAAGAAGUAGAAGAGGAAGAGCAGCUCAAUGUGGUGGAGAAACAACUCCAUGUCUACUUUUUCCCGGAGGAGAAAGUAGAAGGGGAAGAGGAGAAUGAGGAGGAGAACGUAGAAGAAGAAGAGGAAAAUGAGGAGGAGAAAGUAGAAGAAGAAGAGAAGUAUGAGGAGAAAGUAGAAGAAGAGCAGAAUGAGGAGGAGAAAGUAAAAGAGGAUGAGGAGGAAGAUCAAAAAGUAGAAGAGGAAGAGGAGUCUAUGCAAGAAAAGGAAGAUGAGAAGAAAGGAGAGGAUGACGAGAAAGACGAAGAAAGCUCUCAGGAUUCCUGGAACUACACAUGGGAAAUCCCUCAUGAGACAAGCACAGUGGAGAGCCAAGAAGCCACUGCAGAGGACAAGGCUGAGAAUCAGCAGACGGUGAUCAUGUUUGAGAGAAAGUCCACUGAGAAUGACUCCCCUUGGGAUAAAUGGACGACCCCCACUGUUUAUACCAUCUCCACUGGGACGGGAGAUGACGAUGAGGAGGAAGCAGAGGAGGAAGAGCGGCCAGCCGUGGGAGCAGAAGAGCAACGGGUCCCAACACCAGAACUGGAAAGCAAAAAGCCUUUUGUGUAUGUGAAGCAGUACGUCGACGCAACUGAGUCUUUGCUCAAUCUCAGGGACCCAUUCCAGGGGUCAGAUGAUUUUGCACCAAGCUCCAGCAGUUACUUGUACAGUAGCCCCUCCAGCUACAGCAGGGUCUCCCUGUCGUCCACCUGCACAUACUGCAGAAAGCAGGUGGGCAACGAUGCCAAGAUCAGCAUCGAGCAUCUCAAUAUUAACUGCCACCCUGAGUGCUUCAAGUGUGAAGUGUGCAGUAGGCCUAUGGGAGACCUUCUCCACAGUAUGUUCCUGCACAACAAAAAGGUCCACUGCGAGAGCUGUUACGCCACGGUUAUUUAAUCCUCUGAGCUUUUCAUCACCUCCUUAUCCUUGUCCCCCCUCAUUCAUGGUCAUUUGCAUAAUAAGUGAGAAGUAUUCUGAAGUUUGCACCAAUUUCUUUCUUACUUUGCAGUAACGCAUUUUAAAGUGAUAAAAAAAAAAGAAACUGAAAUUGUCAGUCUGAUAAAGUCAUGUGGAACGGUCUAUUUUUUGGGGGGUGAUGAAGUAUGUUUGUGUGUCAGUUACAAUGAAGGAUGUGUUUUAUGUUUUUUUGUAAAGAUUCACGAUAUCAGAUGGGCUUGGACAAUGCAAUUUGAUAACAGGAGGCUCGCUGUGUUUAAAAACCUUUUUGCUUAUUUUACUCAUCCUGAUACAAAAUAGUGUGUUGAAAUGUACAAUGCAUUGCUAACAAAAUAAAAUGACUUACAACA